UUAUAAGACCGACUUUUCAGCUCCCUGAUUAUAUCGUAAUUAUUUGGCCACUUUUAACUAAACUUCGUUUCAAUCUCAGGUAUUCGCAGCCUCAGCCAUCCGUGGCCUUCGCUUUUUCCAAAUACUCAGAAUGCUUCGAAUUGAUAGGAGGGCUGGAACCUGGAAAUUGCUUGGUUCAGUUGUUUGGGCACAUCGCCAAGAAUUGCUGUCUACUCUAUAUAUUGGCUUUCUGGGGCUAAUUUUUUCUUCUUUCCUUGUUUAUCUCUGCGAGAAGAAUUAUAAUGAUAAAUACACAUCAUUUGCUGAUGCUUUAUGGUGGGGAGUGAUAACACUCUCUACCGUUGGUUACGGAGAUGUUACCCCAAUGACUUGGCCAGGCAAAAUAAUUUGUGCAGUUUCUGCCCUUCUCGGAAUAUCUUUUUUUGCUUUACCUGCAGGAAUACUCGGCCCUGGAUUUGCUUUAAAAGUCCAACAACAUCAACGGCAAAAACAUUUGAUUAGAAGAAGGGUGCCUGCUGCAAGGCUUAUUCAGUGCUUGUGGAGGCAUUAUUGCUGGGCUAUAGCUAUUUCUUUCCUUUAG
Meloidogyne enterolobii is the source of this 580-nucleotide messenger RNA. NCBI's taxonomy places the organism in Eukaryota, Metazoa, Nematoda, Chromadorea, Rhabditida, Meloidogynidae. The record is from the annotation of a GenBank genome assembly.